Messenger RNA from Perca flavescens (yellow perch), 2505 nucleotides. It is a transcript of the gene ash2l, whose product is annotated as ash2 like, histone lysine methyltransferase complex subunit. The transcript has 17 exons. Lineage: Eukaryota; Metazoa; Chordata; Actinopteri; Perciformes; Percidae. The record is from RefSeq and is a predicted model, not a curated record. Gene Ontology annotation, cellular component: Set1C/COMPASS complex. Gene Ontology annotation, molecular function: protein binding; transcription cis-regulatory region binding. The coding region runs from base 67 to 1848 and encodes 593 amino acids.
CCGGAAGCAGAUGCGCCGUCUCCAUCUCGCUUCUUCUGUUUUUUUUUGUUUUCAUUGAUUUGAAACAUGGCGUCUGAAGGAGAGGCGGGCAGUGCUGCUACAAUCGAACCGGAGACCGGAGACGGGGAUGUUGCAUUUGGGGAACUACCCACUAGCAUGGAUACGGAAUCAUCCAACGGCAAAGAGGGAAUGGAAACGGCCGGCGAGGGCUCCGAGGCUGCGGACGCGCUGACUGGAUCCGGAGACGAGGAGAGCGGCAGGCAGCUGGGAGAAGUGGAGCUGCAGUGUGCUUUGUGUAUGAAGUGGUUCACCGCAGACACAUUUGGCAUCGACACUGCGACCUGUCUUCCCUUCAUGACUAAUUACGUGUUCCACUGCAACGUGUGCCAUCACAGCGGCAACACCUACUUCCUCAGGAAACAAGCAAACCUGAAGGAGAUGUGUCUCACAGCGCUGGCAAACCUGACGUGGCGGUCCAGAACACAAGACGAGCACCCAAAGACCAUGUUCUCCAAAGACAAGGAUAUCAUACCAUUCAUUGACAAGUACUGGGAGUGCAUGACGACCCGUCAGAGACCUGGGAAGCUUACCUGGCCCAACAACAUUGUGAAGACAAUGAGUAAAGAGCGAGAUGUGUUUCUGGUGAAGGAACACCCUGACCCCGGCAGUAAAGACCCAGAGGAGGAGUACCCCAAAUUCGGCCUGUUGGACCAGGACCUGGGAACCAUUGGACCGUCCUACGACGCGCAGAAACAGACCACUGCUGCUCCCACUGCUGCUGGGCUCAACGGUGGAUCUUCUUUCUCAGGUGCUUUGGCCCCUGGCCCAGGAAAAGGAAGAGGGGCCAAACGCAAGCAGCAGCAGCAACAGGAGGGCACUGCUGCAGGAGCUACUAAGAGAACCCGAAGCGAUCCCCUGUUCUCGGCCCAGCGCCUUCCUCCUCACGGUUACCCGCUGGAGCACCCAUUCAACAAAGACGGGUACCGCUACAUCCUGGCCGAGCCAGAUCCUCACGCUCCAGACCCGGAGAAGCUUGAACUGGACUGCUGGGCCGGCAAACCCAUCCCUGGGGAUCUGUACAGGGCCUGUCUGUAUGAGAGGGUGCUGCUGGCUUUACAUGACAGAGCGCCGCAGCUGAAGAUCUCGGACGACCGUCUGACGGUGACCGGGGAGAAGGGCUACUCCAUGGUGCGAGCCUCCCACGGGAUCCGGAAGGGCUCCUGGUACUUUGAGGUUACCGUUGAGGAAAUGCCUCCAGAGACGGCCGCCAGGCUCGGCUGGUCGCAACCGCUCGGAAACCUGCAGGCACCUCUGGGUUACGACAAGUUCAGCUACUCGUGGCGCAGCAAGAAGGGCACGCGGUUCCACCAGUCGAUAGGGAAGCAUUACUCCUCUAGCUACGGUCAGGGAGACACGCUGGGCUUCUUCAUCGAGCUGCCCGACGCCACGGAGACUGCCAAGGCUCUGCCGGACACCUACAAGGACAAGGCACUAAUCAAGUUCAAGAGCUACCUGUACUUUGAGGAAAAGGACUAUGUCGACAAAGCAGAGAAAAGCCUGAAGUCGAUGAGCUCCAGCAAAAUGAUAUUCUAUAAAAACGGAGUGAGCCAAGGUGUAGCCUUUGAAAACCUGUUUGAAGGCAUGUACUUCCCCGCCAUCUCACUCUACAAGAGCUGCACGGUGUCUGUUAACUUUGGGCCGCAUUUCAAACACCCUCCAAAGGAUCUGAAGUACCAGCCGAUGAGCGACAUGGGCUGGGGAGCUGUGAUCGAACACACGCUGGCUGACAUGCUGUACCACGUGGAGACGGACGUGGACGGACGACGCAGCCCUCCGUACGAAGGAUGAACACGGCUCGAAUUCAGUACGCCCUCGCACCCCCCCAGUCAAAAACAUCUUCAGACAGUAAAAAUAAAAGCACCACACGCUGCAGCAAACUGUCACUCAAAGAAACCGUGGCUGAUUUCCUCCCUUGCGGUUUUAAGUUUUGCAAGACGGGAAGUUAAAACGUAAAAAAAAAAAAUACGCUGUUAAAAAAUGAUUCCACCAAGAUAAUAACGGUAAUGAUAAUAAUCAACUUACUUUUGGUGCUCCGCUUUAAGAAAUAUCAACAUUUUGAAGUUGUAGUCUUGCUGUAGAGAGAUCUCAGCAGGGCAUCCUGUUGAACAGCUGAUGUUCUGCAUGUUGUUGCAGCCAAACAGACCCACUUCCAUGUGUCGCACACCUUCUGUAGACAAGAGCCCGUCCUGCAGUCUUUGGUGCGUUCAGUUUUUUUUUUUUUUUCUGCUAAUUUUGUUUGUUUUAAAAUGUGUGUCAGUUACUUACUGUUUUAUACUCUGGGUAGAUAAAUAAAAAUGAAAUGCUACAUGGAAAAAGUUGAGCUCAUUAAUGAAUUCAGAUGGAGAUAAUGCAGAUAAAUUAGUGCUCUGCAUUUCCUUCACUGGCACACAUCUUGCAUCUUUUUCCAUAGCUUGCAGAUAUUCUGCGUAAGCUCACCUUUGGGGA